Messenger RNA from Anarrhichthys ocellatus (wolf-eel), 2661 nucleotides. It is a transcript of the gene epx, whose product is annotated as eosinophil peroxidase. The transcript has 17 exons. The coding region runs from base 1 to 2661 and encodes 886 amino acids. Gene Ontology annotation, biological process: response to oxidative stress. NCBI's taxonomy places the organism in Eukaryota, Metazoa, Chordata, Actinopteri, Perciformes, Anarhichadidae. The record is from RefSeq and is a predicted model, not a curated record. Gene Ontology annotation, molecular function: peroxidase activity; calcium ion binding; heme binding.
AUGGACGCAGCACUCAUGGUGUCCGUCUCUCUGCUUGGACUGGCUCUUGUCCUGCUCUCCUUCCCUGAGCAUGCUUCUCUGAACAGGGUAUUUGACAACACCUCAGUGUCAGGAGCUGUGUAUCCAGGAUCUGUAUUUGUAAGGGAGGCACUUCAGAGGGCGAUUGAGCUGACGGAUGCUGCUUACGCACGCACAAGUGAACGGGUAAAGAAGACCCUGUCUGAGGGCGCUCUGAGACCCAGUGACCUGCUGGCUCAGUUUAAACAGACUGAAGCCAAGACCAGGACUCAGAUCAGGGCUGCAGAACUGUUGGACAACACAGUGGAGCUGAUCAGAGAGAUGGUCUACACUCACACAAUGGUGCAGCCCGACCAUCAGGAGCUGCUGAGUGAAAGAGACAUGGAGAAUCUGCUGCAGGUGACUGGCUGCUCCGCUGAGCUGCAGAGACCCAGCUGUGACACCGACUGUCUGUCUGAGCGCUACAGAUCCAUCACAGGAGAGUGCAACAACAGACAUAAUCCCAGAUGGGGAGCUGCAAACAUCCCAUAUUCCCGCUGGCUGCCUGCAGAGUACGAGGAUGUGUGGGGGAUGCCCAGAAGCUGGGACCCAGAGCACACCUACCAUAACGCCAGUCUGCCUCCAGUGCGGCUGGUGUCUCAGGAAGUGCUGUUCACUCACAAUGACAACAUCUCCCUGGACUCCACUCUCUCCCACCUGCUGGUGGAAUGGGGUCAGUGGAUUGACCACGAUGUGGUCCUGACGCCUCAGAGCCCCAGUACGUCCGCAUUCAGGACAGGAGCUGACUGCACACACACCUGCAGCCGGGACACGCCGUGCUUCCCCAUACAGAUCCCUCUGUCAGAUCCUCGCAGUGGCGUCCAGAGUUGUAUGCCUUUCUUCCGCUCUGCUCCCAGCUGUGUUGCUGGAGUCCCGACUCAUCGCCACCGAGAGCAGCUCAACGCCAUCACCUCGUUUGUAGAUGCCAGUAUGGUGUACGGCAGCUCCACUGGCAUGGCCUCGACUCUGAGAAACCGCUCAUCUCCUCUGGGCUCAAUGACCCUCAACUCCAAGCACUCAGACCAUGAGCUGGCCUACAUGCCAUAUUUGCCACGCCAACAGCCUCACCUGGACCCCUGCGGCCCCCGAAACUCCAUCACCUCAGGGGCAUUGGAAAGAUCCAGGCAGCAGGAGAACACCACAUCCUGCUUUCAAGCUGGUGAUUCAAGAGCUAAUGAACAUCUGGGUAUGAUCGCACUGCACACACUCUUUCUGAGAGAGCACAACCGGCUGGUCAAAGAGCUGCACCUGCUCAACCCUCGCUGGAGCCCUGAUACACUUUAUCAGGAGGCCCGCAAGAUCAUGGGAGCCGUUCAUCAGAUCCUAACAUGGGAGCACUACGUGCCGCGGGUCCUCGGAGAGAGUGCCAUGUCUCGUCUGAUGCCUCCUUAUAAGGGGUAUGAUCCCGAGGUGGAUCCCAGCAUCGCUAACGUCUUUGCAGCUGCUGCAUUCCGUUUUGCCCACGUCACCGUGCAGCCAGUGGUGACCAGGCUGGGGCCAGGAUACACCACCCACGCCCAGCAUCCCCAGCUGCCUCUGCAUCAUUCCCUGUUUGCGUCUUGGAGGGUCGUGCAGGAAGGUGGUAUAGACCCUGUGCUGCGCGGCCUGUUGCUGUCUCCGGCAAAGCUGCAGACUCCAGGUCAGAUGAUGGUGGAGGAGCUGACAGAGAGGCUGUUUCAGGCACAGGGAGGGAUGCCUCUGGACCUCGGGGCCCUUAACCUCCAGAGGGGCCGGGAUCACGGCCUGCCUGGAUACGGCUCAUGGAGAAAGUCCUGCAGCCUCUCUGUUCCCAAUACUACAUCAGAACUGGCCGAAAUUCUGGCUAACUUCACUUUGGCUCACAAACUCCAGCUCCUCUACGGGACGCCACACAACAUCGAUGUGUGGGUCGGGGCCAUCUCUGAGCCCGCUCUUCCAGGAGGCCGAGUCGGACCACUGCUGUCCUGCCUGCUGGCGAAACAGUUCAUAGCGCUGAGAGAUGGGGACAGGUUUUGGUGGGAGAGAGAAGGAGUGUUCACCAGCACCCAGAGGAGACACCUCCACGGCGUCUCUUUGUCUCGUAUCAUUUGUGACAACAGCCACAUCACUCAUGUCCCCGCUGACCCGUUCUCACGUACCGAGAGGCCAGAGGACAUGCUGGCCUGUUCGCACCCGCUGAUCUCCCACCUCAACCUCAGCCCCUGGAAAGAACCAGACACAGAUCCCAACUGUGGUCCGAUACCCAGGAUUCAAUCUGGCUACUCCCUGCUCUGUGACUCUGUGAUUCUGUAUCAGUGUCACUCUGGCUUCAAGCUGCUGGGAUCGUCGUCUGUCAGCUGUGAUCCAAACAGCCAGAAGUGGAGCCCCACACCCCCAACGUGUCAAGAUAUUAAUGAAUGUAUAGAACAAACUUCUGUCUGCCCACUAAAUCUGGAGUGUCUCAACAUACCCGGUUCCUUUAUUUGCUCAGAACCCUCCUCGCUGUCCGUCGUCUCCGUCGUCACUGCAGUGGUAGUAGUGAUCGGUGGUGUGGCGGCUCUGCUGAUGAUCAUGUUCUGUUGUCGAAGAUAUUUUCCGAAGAAAGAAGAGUUGGUCAAUGCCGGAUGUUGCCAGGGGAAAAGUUAA